GGCAACACUGCCCUCUACCCCUCUUUGAAUUGAAAUUAGUUUAGUUCGUUACUUUCCGUCGGGUAAGCCAAUUAACCGGAUUUGCCAAAGAAGACUCUUAUUUAAUUAACUUAUUUUCUACGUUAACUUAUUCAAAUCUCAAAUCAAAAUGCGUGAAUGCAUCUCAGUACACGUUGGCCAAGCCGGAGUCCAGAUCGGCAAUGCCUGCUGGGAACUCUACUGCCUGGAGCACGGCAUCCAGCCCGAUGGCCAGAUGCCCGCCGACAAGACCAUUGGGGGUGGUGAUGAGUCCUUCAACACCUUCUUCAGUGAGACUGGAGCUGGCAAGCACGUGCCUCGCGCCGUGUUCGUGGACUUGGAACCCACUGUAGUUGAUGAGGUCCGCACUGGCACAUACAGACAGCUGUUUCACCCAGAACAGCUUAUCACUGGUAAGGAAGAUGCGGCCAACAACUAUGCUCGCGGCCACUAUACCAUUGGCAAGGAAAUCGUCGACCUAGUGCUUGACCGCGUCCGCAAGCUCGCUGACCAGUGCACUGGUCUCCAGGGCUUCCUCAUCUUCCAUUCCUUUGGAGGUGGCACUGGCUCUGGCUUCACUUCUCUCCUCAUGGAACGUCUCUCUGUAGACUACGGAAAGAAGUCCAAGCUCGAGUUCGCCAUCUACCCUGCACCCCAAGUCUCCACAGCUGUCGUUGAGCCCUACAACUCCAUCUUGACCACCCACACAACUCUCGAGCACUCCGACUGUGCCUUCAUGGUCGACAACGAGGCUAUCUACGAUAUCUGCCGCCGCAACUUGGAUAUCGAGCGCCCGACCUACACCAACCUGAACAGGCUGAUUGGCCAGAUUGUGUCCUCCAUCACGGCCUCCCUUCGUUUCGACGGCGCCCUCAACGUCGAUCUGACCGAGUUCCAGACCAACUUGGUACCGUACCCGCGUAUCCACUUCCCGCUGGUCACUUAUGCGCCGGUCAUCUCCGCCGAGAAAGCUUAUCACGAGCAGCUCUCUGUGGGGGAAAUCACCAAUGCUUGCUUUGAGCCAGCCAACCAGAUGGUGAAAUGUGACCCUCGCCACGGCAAAUACAUGGCUUGCUGCAUGUUAUACCGUGGUGACGUUGUUCCCAAGGACGUAAACGCGGCUAUCGCUACCAUCAAGACCAAGCGUACGAUCCAGUUCGUGGACUGGUGCCCUACCGGUUUCAAGGUCGGCAUCAACUACCAGCCGCCCACUGUCGUGCCCGGUGGUGACUUGGCGAAGGUGCAGCGUGCCGUGUGCAUGUUGUCCAACACCACGGCCAUCGCUGAGGCCUGGGCCCGUUUGGACCACAAGUUCGACCUCAUGUACGCAAAGCGCGCCUUCGUGCACUGGUACGUGGGUGAGGGUAUGGAGGAAGGCGAGUUCUCUGAGGCGCGCGAGGAUCUUGCCGCUCUCGAGAAGGACUACGAGGAGGUCGGCAUGGACUCCGCUGAGGGAGAGGGCGAAGGUGUUGAAGAAUAUUAAGUCUGUCAUGCACUCACAACUAUACAUUCCGCUUGAAAUGAAUAAAACUGAAAUUAUGUGAA
Leguminivora glycinivorella is the source of this 1563-nucleotide messenger RNA. RefSeq names its product tubulin alpha-1 chain-like. NCBI's taxonomy places the organism in Eukaryota, Metazoa, Arthropoda, Insecta, Lepidoptera, Tortricidae. Gene Ontology annotation, biological process: mitotic cell cycle; microtubule cytoskeleton organization. Gene Ontology annotation, molecular function: GTP binding; structural constituent of cytoskeleton. The record is from RefSeq and is a predicted model, not a curated record. Gene Ontology annotation, cellular component: microtubule; cytoplasm. The transcript is spliced from 3 exons. Bases 149 to 1501 code for a protein of 450 amino acids.